AAAGCAACUCAAGCUCUGUGGCGAAUCUGCUGCUCUCAAUGAAGAGUUCCGUGGAGGUGGGCGUAAGGAAUUUUUCAGUCGCUCGUCAUCCAGCCUUGGGUUACGGAUCUCGUCUCGGGGCGGAAGGGAGCUAGGCCUUGCACAGUUUUUGUUCCAGAACAUGAGUGACUGGAUGCCCAUUGCCAGGGAGUAUGACCCGCUCAAGGCUGGGAGCAUCGAUGGCACGGACGAAGAACCGCAUGACCGCGCUGUGUGGAGAGCCAUGCUGGCCCGCUAUGUUCCCAACAAAGGCGUCACUGGGGACCCCCUCCUCACCCUGUUUGUGGCCAGGCUGAACUUGCAAACCAAAGAGGAGAAAUUAAAGGAAGUCUUCUCCCGCUACGGCGACAUCCGGCGGCUGCGACUGGUACGGGACUUGGUGACUGGCGUCUCCAAGGGCUACUGCUUCGUAGAGUACAAGGAGGAGCGGGCCCUGCUGAAGGCCUACCGCGACGCCGACGGCCUGGUCAUUGACCAGCACGAGAUCUUCGUGGACUACGAGCUGGAGAGGACCCUGCGAGGCUGGAUCCCUCGGCGGCUGGGGGGCGGUCUGGGCGGGAAAAAGGAAUCUGGACAACUGAGGUUUGGGGGUCGGGAUAGGCCUUUUCGAAAACCCAUCAACUUGCCAGUUGUUAAAAACGAGCUGUAUAGAGAGGGGAAAAGGGAUCGGAGAGAGCGAUCCCAAUCCCGAGACCGGCACUGGGAUCCCAGGCCCAGGGAGCGAGACCAUGACAGGGGCCGAGAGAAGAGGAGGCUCUGGCAAGAGAGAGAGCCGGCGAGGGUGUGGCCAGAGAAUGACUGGGAAAGAGACAGGGAUUUCAGGGAGGACAGGGUCAAGGGGAGGGAUAAGAGGGACAGAACCAAGUAGAGACCCAGUGGUAGACCCAAAAAGUCUGAGGAAGAAGAGGACUGUUCAUGUGGUAUGACUCGCUGAAUAAACCCAAUGAUCGAUGACCCAA
Nannospalax galili (Upper Galilee mountains blind mole rat) is the source of this 998-nucleotide messenger RNA. RefSeq names its product small nuclear ribonucleoprotein U11/U12 subunit 35 (gene Snrnp35). Gene Ontology annotation, cellular component: precatalytic spliceosome; U12-type spliceosomal complex. Gene Ontology annotation, biological process: mRNA splicing, via spliceosome. Bases 161 to 907 code for a protein of 248 amino acids. Gene Ontology annotation, molecular function: mRNA binding; snRNA binding. The record is from RefSeq and is a predicted model, not a curated record. The transcript has 2 exons. Lineage: Eukaryota; Metazoa; Chordata; Mammalia; Rodentia; Spalacidae.